AUGACGAAGAAGAGAAGGAAUGGAGGACGCAACAAGCACGGACGUGGCCACGUCCCCUUUGUGCGCUGCGCGAACUGCGCCCGUGCCGUCCCCAAGGACAAGGCCAUCAAGCGCUUCACCGUGCGCAACAUCGUCGAGGCUGCGGCGGUGCGUGACCUGAGCGAGGCCAGUGUGUACGACGAGUACGUGCUGCCGAAGCUCUACAUCAAGGUGGCGUACUGCGUUUCGUGCGCUAUCCACGCCAAGAUCGUGCGUGUGCGCUCGGUCGAGGGUCGCCGCAACCGCGCGCCCCCGCGCCUGCGCUUCAACCGCGACAACCGCAAGCCGAACGCGGCGGCGGCGCAGGCGGCCGGUGGCGCCCGUGCCUAA
Malassezia sympodialis ATCC 42132 is the source of this 369-nucleotide messenger RNA. RefSeq names its product 40S ribosomal protein eS26 (gene RPS26A). The record is from RefSeq and is a predicted model, not a curated record. Gene Ontology annotation, cellular component: cytosolic small ribosomal subunit; ribosome. Gene Ontology annotation, molecular function: mRNA binding; structural constituent of ribosome. Lineage: Eukaryota; Fungi; Basidiomycota; Malasseziomycetes; Malasseziales; Malasseziaceae. Gene Ontology annotation, biological process: translation.